AUGGAAGAUCAUACUGCCACAUUUCUUUGUCUCACAGAAGCAUUUCCCACUGCAACUACAUACAAAUGGUUUAAGGAUGGCACUGAGAUAUCCAAUUCACAAGAUUUUGAAACUUUGAAAAUUAGCGAUACAGAAAGCAGACUGAGGAUCAAGAAUGCUAAGAAGGGAAGUGCUGGGCAAUACUCGUGUGAUGGUACAAAUGCAGUAGGAACUGGAGAUAGAAAAUCUGCUUUCUUAUUGGUCAACUGUAAGUUAUGUUAAUUGUUAUGAACUGGACCGUGUUGUAAAUUUGUGAAAUAUGUUUGCUGAAUUUGCUAUCUUGUGCAAGUCAUGAUACUGGUUUAAUUAAAAUUUGAUGCCAAUGGGUGCUCUAGAGUAGCAGGCAGAGAAGGUCUGGAGAGCCUCUUGUUGCCAAGGGGUUCUGGGCUGCUUUGGAAAAUUUGGGGGUGAAGGCCCCUGCAGUUUCAUUUUCCUGCAUUUUUAGGUUUGAUCCAAUUUACCACAGUGAUUAUAUUUAGUGCCCUCCUUCCAAUAAGGGGCAACAAGUACCACUAUUCUAGUCAGUGCCCAUUUUGAGUAAGCACCCUCAAUCCAGUGAGGACCUUUUCAUGAAAAACUCCCCUAUUCCAAUAAGUGCUAAGUGCCCCUAUUCUGUUUCAAUGAUGGCAAUGUUAAAUUACAUGUGAAUUGAGAUCGACCAUGCUUCAUUUUCCUUAAAUUGCUUAUGUAAAGUUUCAUUACAAAAAUAUUGGUCAUCUACUCAGUCUCUCAACUAUUAUGUCCAUGUGAGUACACUGUUGUUCAAAGUAAUGAGGCUGUCUCAAAAUUUCUCAGAGAUUGCAUGGCUGGUUGUUCUGGCCAGGAAGGAUCCAAGGAAACAAGCACAUUUUUUUCUUGUGUUGUUGAUCCCCCUGAAAUAAAUAUCACAGUUUUGUUUGGCACACUAUGUUGUUGUUCCUCAAAAGAGAAAUAAGCACCUUUUUUCUUAUAAGCACUCUGUUCUGAAUAAGCAUCCUCCCUAGAGGUAACAAAAGUAAUAAGCACCGCAGGUGCAAAAUCAAACCAUUAUGGUAUGUUGCAAUGUGCCUAGAUAUGAGUUAAUUUGAAGAUAAUUACUGUACCUGUACAUGUAUAUUAGGAGGACAACUUACAAAUUUGUGUGAAGGCCACAAGCAGGUAGCUACAUGUAGCGCAUUUUAUUUGGGUAGGUCCACCCAUUGCCCUGUUACUUUCGAAACCCUUGCAUGAGAUGUUCCAUGUUUGAAGUAUUUCUGGGUUGCUGCAUGCUAUAUUGUGUCUUUUGUUUUUUGUAAGGAUAGACUGGUACACUGACAGGUGUAAGCUCAUACUGCCUCUUUUUCAUCCUAGAUGCACCUCAGCAAGUCACAGUGAAUCCAAAUCCAGCAGUUGUGGAACUUGGUCAAAGCUUAACCCUCACAUGCCAGGCUGAUGGAUUUCCAAAACCCUUCUACUCAUGGAAGUUUAAUGGAGGAGCAAUUGGAGACUCACAAAACACUUUGCAACUUGCAAGUGCCCAAGUGUUGAAUGCAGGGAACUAUACAUGUGUGGCAACAAAUACAUUUGGUAGUGCUCAGGAAACAAGGCUGGUGAAUGUGAGAUGUAAGUUCAGUACCAUGAAGAACUUUUGAAGUUUGAAACAGACUUUCAUAUGAUGCAGGUUAAAUUUAUUUCAAACUAGUGUGGUACAGUGAAAAAUUUUAAAAUCAUGUUGACCUGAAAGUCAUUUGAGAUGACAAUUUAUAAAUUCACAUUUUACACCCUGUUAACGUCAGUAUAUAUAUUCUCCAUACUGUUCUAUAUACAUUUCUUAAGGUUUUGAUAAGGAGAGUUUGUCAAACAAUCAAGAGCUUCUUUAGUUGGUGAUCAUUUGCUUUCUUCUUGAGACCUUAAUGUUUGACUCAGGGGUGAUAUAAGAGCUAGUCACUCUUAGGGGUGAAAGGGUGAAGGUUACUCGUUACUUCUCUUGGUAAUUCGUUAACUAGAUGAUAUCUUUCAUAGGCAUCGCUCUAGUGGAAAUAUCUUUCAUUUUGGCUGAAGCAUACACAUUCUAGAAAAAGUUCAAAUUUAUCUAGUUGAUUAGGUGAUAAAGUGGCUCAACGGGUGUCUGAUUACAACAUGCAAUUUAAGAAUGAUUCUGAGCUUCUCUUACUAAUUGACAGAUAAACCAACUGUUACAACCUUUACAACUGGGAAUCCUGACAAUAAUGCUGUGCAAGGAACAAGUGUAACUCUUACUUGCACUGCAAAUGGCUAUCCUGCUCCAACAUACACCAUCCAACGUACAACACCGUCAGGUACAACACCACUGGCUGGCACCUCAGGGGGAAGAUACACAAUUCCUAAUGUGCAGCUUACUGAGGAGGAUAACUCAUACAACUGUGUGCCAAGAAAUGCACUUGGAGAUGGGCCAUCAAAAUCAUUGAGAGUCAAAGUAAUAGGUGAGAAAUACAUGUAGUGCUCGCAAAACACACAACCACCAUGGAUAAGUGAAGUAAAACCACAGUUUUUUAGAAGGAAAAAAACAGUUUUCAGAAAUCAGAAUAAAUGCAAAAUUCCUGAUUUGUUCAAAAACAGUGGCACAUCAGAUUUCUGUAAAAUGUUAUGUCAAAAAGUGCCAAACUUGUGUCAGUGAAAAACAGGAAAAUGUAAAGGUUACUUGUGUAUAUCCAGGGUCUUCCUUGACAACACUCACUGUGUUAUGAAGUGAAAGCAAAAUGUUUACUAGGUCUGUACAAAAAGCGAAAGAUAAAUAGAAAGGUCAGGCUUCAGAAAUUUAGCCAGACUAUUCUGGGUAUAAUGUGUAGCAUUCUGUGAUUAUAUCCAUUGCCAAAUGAACACCCCAUGCACAUUUCCUUGGCAAUUGAUCUUUGUUUCCAGUAUAACUUAUGAAGUGAGGCCAUGAUUUAAUCUUGUGCAAAAUUAAUUUUUUUUUUCAAUUGAUCUCCCAUGUUAAAGCUGUUGUUCGCCUAAUUCCACAGCCAGAAAUAUAUGUAGCUUUGUAUUUAAAGUUCUUUUACUUUUUUUGUAUUACAAAUCUAUGAAGUGAGGCCAUGAUUUUAUCUUGUGCAAAACUAAUUUAAUUAACAUAUUUUGCCUGUCUUUAUUUUACAGUGCCACCAUCAUUCCAGAGUAAUUUGCCAAACAAACAAACAAAGACUGAAAAUGAAACAGUGAACUACGCAUGCACAGUUCAAGCCAAACCGUAUGCUCAAAUUGUUUGGAAGCUGGGUGAAAAAAAUUUGACUGGCACACCAUACAAUAUCACAACUGAAGUUGCACCAGUUCAAAAUUCUAAACUUUUGAGAACUCUUUCUUAUCUAACUAUUGAUAAAGUAACCUGGCAGCAGAAUGGGACUUUCUCUUGUGUGGCUUUCAACAGUGCUGGUCAGAGGAGGCAAACCACAGAUCUUGAAGUGCGCUGUAAGUAUUUUAUCAAAUGAAUAGGGAUUUUUGUCAGGAUAGCAACCAUCCUUUUUUCUCACAAGAUGAUGGAAAAUGCUGAGUUUGGUCUUUAUGCAAUGCCAUGUAUGGCCUCAGAACCCAAUUCUGACUCAGCAAUCUCUGCUACAAUCUCUUGCGCCUUAUUCAUAUAAUUGAGGGCAAUUAGCACAGUAAAAUCACUGUAUGUGUACAUUACAUGGUAGUGUUAAAUUAAAACUCUUAUAGACCGGUUGCAAAAUUGUUGAUUCUUCAAGGGUUGUUAGGAUAUGUUUUUUUAAUGUGAUUGACUUGUGAUCAUGUUGAUGUUCAACUGAGACACUGAUACUGUACUUUAUUUUCUUAAAUUAUUUAACAAUACCUUUUUUUAAUUAACAGCUUUGCUAUCACUCUGUGAAUUAUACUUUUAGAAGUCAGAGUAUUUCCCAAUUCUUUUAAAUACUGUUAGUACAUGCUCGCCCUUAUAGAAGUAGGUGACAUGUGCAAUGGCCUUACAGUCAACUCUCUGGAAUCUGCCUCAAAAGCUCCUGGCUUGAGCCUGACGUGGGUCACUAUGUUGUGUUCUUAGGCAGGACACUUUACUCUUGCAGAUCCUCUUUCUACCCAAGAGUAUAAAUGGGUAUCAGUGGGAACCCGAUGAAAUGCAGGGGGGGGAUCUUGAGUUGGAAUAGCAUCUCAAUUAGGGGGAGGGACAAUUUUGUGAGCUGCGUCAUGUUACAGAACUGGGAGAAGCUCUAACUAAAUGGGCCACAUGACUCAAUCACAUUCCAGGGUCUAACUUGUAAUGCUGGUAUUGACAGAGUGCUGAGUCCAAAUUUUAUGCCCCUGCUUUGUGUAGCUGUCUAAUUUUCGUUUGAAUUUGAAAGUGAUUUGUGCUAGAUUUGAUUAUUAUUUAUUGCUAAUUUAACUUGGGUCACUGAUGUAUGAAAGUAAGUAACCUCGGCAUUUUUCUUUGUGUAUCAGACCAUUGCAUCAAUUUACUUUUGAGAUAGAGUUUCAAUGAUGUUUUUUUAAAUCUUCAGAUCGACCAGUUGUUCAGUCUGAUGCUGAUCAUCCGAAAAACCUCACACUGUCUGAGGGACAAGAAGCAACCUUCUCUUGUAAAACCAUUGGCAAUCCGCCCACCCUUUCACAAAAGUGGCAGUUCAAUGGAGUGGACAUACCUGGAGAAAGUUGCAGUGCCUGCGUGACAACAACCUUCACAAAGGCUUCAGUGACUCAGGCUGAUGCAGGAUGGUAUUCCUGUGCUGGAACCAACUCUCUAGGAGAAGGACCUCCUGCCAGAGCACAAUUACUUAUUAAGCGUAUGUUAUAUUUAUUUUUUUCGAGUGCUUCUCAAUUGCGUGUUGCAAAACCUUAACCAUAGUAAUUUCAAUGGCCAAUCAGAAGUAAGGAAAAUACCUUUCACCCUUUAACUCCCAUGAGUGAUCAAGGCAGAAUGUCUCCUUACAAUAUCAAUACAAUAUCAAGCAGACAAAUGAUGAGAAUAGAGAAAAAUAUCAAUCAGGGAUGUUUUAGUUGAUCCAGUACCGAAUUCUCUCAACUAAGAUCAUAAGAAUUGCAUAGCAGACAGUAAGGAGAAUUACUAAUGAGAACUUUUAAUAAGAGUUCAUGGGUUGAGUGCCAAUAAGAACUAAAAAUAAUCAAACCGCCUAAAGCGCGGGAAAACGUGGGUGACCAAUUCGUGAUUGGUUUUGGUGUUGUAUCUGAUUGGUUCAGAGAGUGGUACGAGUUUUUUCUGUACCAAUCACAAAGCAAGUUAAAGCAAAAGCAAAGCAAUCUCUGAUUUGUUGCGCUCUUCAUGGAAAAUUGUUUUAAUAGCCUCAUCACUAGUGGUAAUUUUUUAUUUGUCACUUAUCUCUCUUAUUUUGUUGUUGUUUUACAAAAGAUCCACCGACAAUCACCUUCUAUCAAAGUGCAUUCACAGUUAAUGAAACAAACAAUGUUACAAUGAUAUGUCGUGCAAAGGGAGUGCCGCAGCCAACAAUUACCUGGACAAAGAUAGGAGGUGAUAAAUUAGAUUGCUCAGGUGAGCAGUGCACCAUACGCAACACUAGUGGCAAGAAUGAUGGAACCUACAGAUGUGUGGCUAGAAAUGAACUUGGCGAAGUUUCGGAAGGAAUCACGCUUAAUGUCCAGAGUAAGUUCUCGUACUCGUUAGAUGUUUUAAUAGUGUUUCCAUUUGAUCUUUGGCAGCAGUGGAUGUAUCAUUAAAUCCAGUUAACAGUGUCUUGUGUUUGAAACUAGGGAAUCCAAUUUCAGUGAAAUUGUUAGCCGACGAGCAGGUUUUCGUCAUUGGUUCUGCUGUGGGAGCCGGUUUUUCGCCUGCAAAUAAGUUUAAUGCUUUGGGCAACGCUAGCCGGUAACAGGCCUGUAAGUGGUUUGCCAGAUUCCUUGCAGACCGCUGGCCUUCUUACGUUGCUUUCGGCAAAGAAGCGAGUGUGCAGGCUAAAAUAUUGUUUGUCAAAAAACCCUCAAAGGUCGCAUAGUCGCGAAAAUUGAUUGUAAAUCACCAGAAAGCAGAAACAAUUGAUCAAUCAGAAAAAUGCUUUACACAGUUUGGAUAAACUAGAGAAUAACUUCUUUCUAACAGCACGUCCGAUCAUUGUCACAUCCACCCCUACAAGCACCCAAAUACCUGGUGAUGAAGGCGAGCAAGUCGAUUUAACUUGUAUCGUCAGCGGCAAACCUCCACCGUCGUUGUCAUGGAAACGUCAACUUAAUGGACAAGAUCUGAGCUCAUUGAGCGAUAAAGUGAAAAGUAUCACAAAGGAGAGAGACACCAGUGUAUUGAAGGUUACAGUCAGUGCAAUAGGGGAACAUUUCUAUUGCGUCGCUGUAAAUCUUCUGGGAAGUGACAACCAGCAAUACACCAUAAGGAAAAGAGGUCAGUAGGACUCUAAGCUUAACUUUUUUUUCUAAUUGUCUGUGUGAUCAUCAGAUUGUAGUCUCAAGAAGGAAAAAAAAAUUGGCGACUAUCAAUCUUUGAGGUUUGCGUAACGUUUCAUGGUGUGAUACCAGGAAAACUAGGAAGAAAUUGGCCGAAGUAUACAAAAUGUCUGUGUUUACAAAUGUGAAUCCCACCUUUAGAUUAUCAGCAGCAAGUAUUUUAAAAAAAAAAACAUAUCGUUAGUUAAUUUAAAAAAAAAAACUGUAAAAAAUUGAAAAAUUAAUUUGAGGAUCCUUAGAGGUCUUAGUCUGCAAGGGUCUUUGGCAGGUGUUAAACAAUCGUCGGACAUUGGUUAAGAUCCAGGGAGGUUUUUCACUAGAGUGUGAUGCAGCACUUUGAAGACAGCAAAUCACCACCCCAGCCAUCCAUCGCCAGUGAAGGAGAAUUUCAAGUGUAAACUAAGUGGGACUCUUGCUUACAAGCGGUCUAAUGAAUGGAUUUUCACCACCCUAAAAUAUCUUUUAAAACUGAAACAGAGUCACUUUCUUGGCAGGGAUUCCAGAUAAACCAAUUAAUGUGGACGUGAAGUCGUUUCAAGACCAAAAUUCGAAAACUGUAAGCGUUAAUGUGAGCUGGACACCUGGAUACAGUGGAGGAUAUGAUCAAGAGUUCACAAUCCAUUAUCGCGUCAAACAAAGCAACCGAGACUUUGUGGAACAGUUUGUUGGUCACCCAGAUAACAACAUGCACACUAUACCAGGACUUUACCCGGAAACAGUGUAUGAAUUCACCGUUCAAGCUUCUAAUAAACUUGGCCAAAGCCAACCGUCAGACCCAAAGGAGUAUAAAACAGCAGGUAACAAAAAAAAAUAUAUGAAAAAAGUAAAUCAUAGAAUGUUUGGCAAUGUUAUGAAAUAUUACGUGAUGGCAAUGACUGCUGUUCUUAUCGUUUUUCGUUUUUUCGUUUUUAGAGUCCCAGAUACCUCCGGACAGAGGAACUGGUAUGUUUGGAAAAUAUUUUAGCAUUAGCGAUUGUAAUCUGUGAAAUUGUACGUCUAAAGGUUUAAAAAUUUGGUCGUUUUAUGGCUAACUGUUGACGCCAUUGACACCUUCCUGCUACAGCUAGCAGGGAAACUUGGCUUGCAUGUAGACUAUUUACGCCUUCAUAGCUCAUAGUAGAAUUUUCCUUACCUUGCAGGGGGGGAGGGAGGAUAUAGCUACACGUCAGCUAAAUUAUCCUUCUUUUGUCCUUUCUUUCAGUCAAAGCUUUGAGAGCAUCAGACGACGCCUCUGUCAUACUGGUGGAAUGGACGAUAGCAGAUGAUCAAGUAACAAUUGCGACUCUUGAGAUUCAGCAGGGAGGAGAGGGCUCGUGGGAGCUUGUCAAGGGAGCCUUUCAGCUGAACAGAUCUGUAUCAGAGUUUAAAGUGAGCGAUCUGAAAGCUGACAGUUCAUACAGAUUUAGAAUGGAUAUGAGACGACCAGGGGAGUCUUCUCCGGCGUAUGUGUAUAGUGAUAUAGGUACGUGGUAUAAUUUGAUUAACGUGCGAGCAGGUCCUCAUUAUGAGAGCUGCAGAACGCGCGUUUCUCCGCCCUCGGGAAGACUGGAAACGAGUCGGGGAGAGGUAACACCAGCUCUGACUAGGAGGCUUCUUUUGAAUUUGAAGCCGGCUUAAAAUAUCAGUCAUGCCAGCCCGUAAAUCACAAUGUUCCUAUGGGUUCUGGAAAACCUGGAAAGUCCUUAAAUUUUAUUGUAACAUUUUCCAGGGCUAGAAAGUCUUGGAAAAAGACUGCAGAUCUUGGAAAGUCCUGGAAAUCUGCUUAACUCAGGCAGUAAAGUUUUUAGAAUUCACGUUGUAGGGAAUAUGUAAAGACCGUAAGGGUAAUUGAUUCGGAAAUCUUGGGAAUGAAAGAGAGAGAGAAAAAAUAAAUCUGAGUUCUGGAAAAGUCGUUGAAGUUUGUUGUUCAAAAAGGUACAAACCGUGAGUUACUCUUUGCGCCAGGAUUGCAUGCGAUUUACUAUACACGUUCUGUCCUCAAGGAAGAUUUUUUAUGCGUUUCAAUGUUUUUUUAGUUCCGGCUGGCCCUCUUCCAGGAGCAAGAAAUGAUGGUGAACCGUUAAAGGACUGGAUGAUUGCUGUUAUUGUUUUAGUUGCUGGUCUUCUUCUCCUGGCCAUUGUCGUCCUUGCAUUGUGUUGCUUUAAGCGUCGGAAGAAGGAACACGGGGGUAAGUAUAAGACUGUGUGGACAGUGGUUAUACAAGAAAAAAAAUUGGAUACAAGUGGGUAUUUUGAAUGGUAGGCGGGUAGUUUUGAGCGCCUGGAGGGCUUCCUCUUCCGAGGGAGAUCUGGGCUCCCUUGGGAAAUUUUGAAGGUUAAGACUGUUUCAGUGGUAUUUUCCUGCAUUAUAAGGUUUAUUCUAGUUUGUUACUUCGUAUUUCGUAAAUGUCAACCAAUUUGACGAGAAGUUACAAUUACCUUAAGCUCGCGGUAGAAUGACGCUUAUUAAAAGGCCACGAGCGGGUAGCCAAUGAUUAGAUGUACCCGCUACCCAGCUGUUAUUGCAACUCCUUAACAAGCUUUAUGUACGAAUUUUUAUCCAAAAGCAACUACACGGUCUGUUUGUGGCAUCAGAAGGUUUAUGGGACCACACUCUGUGAGGCUCCAUUUACAAGUUAUUUACUCUAAUAUUUUCAAGAACGUAUAUGAAACUCUCUAUUGAAAUGAUAAAAUGUAAUUUGAUUAAUUUUUCCUUUCUCUCUUUCUGUUGCAGCUAAUAAUGUUCCCAUGUCUCAAACUACAAAGUAAGAGGGCUCUUCCAAUAUUUAUGUAUUUGAAUAUUUGAUUGAUAAAUCUUAAAGUUUUUUUUCCGUCGGAGGAACGGUUGAUCAGUUCUAUUACACGCGUUUAAUUUUGCGACCGCACACGUGGUACUAUACGCACUUGAAACGCGUGUUAUUCCCACGCACGAAGUACACGCGCUUUACAGGUAUAUAGGUGCUGUAGUACACAUGGAGGAUGGAAUAAGCCCCUGAUGAGGGUUCGAAUCGCCGUCAGUUACUUUAGGCAGGCUGACAAAUGCUCUCCCUACAUUGAACUGAGCUCGUGAACCAGAUUUAUAUGAGGCGGGUGUUGUGUCUAUUGUUAGGAUCAGCUAUGUCCAUGAGCGUUCUGUGUCGAAAACGAUAUUGAAUUUGCUCUUUUGCAAGCUUUGAACAAAAGGCUUUGUUUAAUCAUAAAGUUUUAAAGCAAAACACACACAUACGUGCCUGAUUACUUAUACCGAAAAAGUUGACACAUGUUAGAACUGUUGUGGCAAUGUUCUCACGCCAAGUGUGUCAUCUUUACCUUACUCAGCUAUGUUGUGGGUGGCCCCGAUGUGACACGUGUCCUGGAAAACAGGCGUAGCUACGGUAUGGAGUCGGUGGAAGAUGAUCCGUUCCUCGCAGCUGCGUCAAUGCAGUCUGUGAACUCAACCGAGGCAAAAAAGAAAAAACCAGACUCCAGUCAGGGUGUAAACUUUGGAUACCUGUCACAAGGUAAAGGCUUCUAAUAGCUUGUGUGCUUUCGACUUUGUGUGCACAGAUGUGCAGCUAUUUUCUUUUUUCAUUCGCACAUAAGAAACAUAUUUACAGUAAACUGACGAUCAGUCCUUUCUGUUCGGCAAAGUCGGUCGCCAAAAAAAAAGGAAAAAAGUGAAAAGAACAUCCAUGAAAGAAAAAUUGAUGGAAAGAAAAUUGAUGGUAACGCGCUGUACCUUGUGCGACGAACUUCGCUGACUAUCCACAGCUAAGCUGCUUGGGAAAAGUACACGAUUCAUGCAACCAAACAACGAAAAAAAAGUUUAGAAUAAAAGUUCUUUUCUUCUGUUAGAUUCUGUUCGACAGCAGCCUGAACUGUUACUCAAUCCAGGCUCCCGCAUGGUGAGAAACGGCCGUUUGGCGCAAAGCACUGGUGAACUGGAUGCGAACUCAGCAUACUCGGCUAGGGGACCCCAGAGAGAUUUCAGCACACUGCCUCCGUACCAUGAACCACCUUCGUUUGAAGAGGCAAUGCGGCAGUCAGGAAGGAAACCCAAAACCAGGAAGUCAACAGGGGACCUCACAGGACCAGGGCAGGGAAGACAUUCAGGCCGCCGACCAAGACAAGCUCGACCAGCUGAUGAGCCCACAGACUCGAGUGAUGGAGAACAACGGUUUACGCCUCAGAGGUCUGCACCCCCUCCCCCGAGAGUAAGGUUAGUGCUUGAUUCAAGUCAAUUUUUUUUUUUUAGUUAUUCGUUGGAAUCGCAAAACGUGUUGAGUAAAUUUGUGUAUGUGGUUUUUCUUGGCGGAGGUAAAAAUUUGUCCUUUUUUUUUUUUUUGAAGCGUAGUUCUUCGUUAGGUUGACUUUAAAGUGCUCUGUAUUUUUCGGAACCAAAAGGAAUGAACAGGGAUGAAUUCAGGAAUUUUUUGUAGGGCUGGUCUAAACUUUGAUUCAGCGAAUACAGGAAUUUCUUUUCUUUACACCAGAGCCUAAAAAUGCCACACGAGACUAGAAAGUUUUAAAUACUUUAGGUUCGGUACGUAGUAAUAUACGGUCUUGUCAUUGUCUAAAGUUUGAUGUUAGAGAAUUGCUCAGGGUUUAGCUUAGGAUUAGGAUCCGUUAAAGGGUCUGGGUCUUAGGUGAACCGAUGUCGAUUGGUAAGGUUCUUUAUACUUGGUUAAGAAGCCGCAGAAAAUUUAUUUUAGGUAUAUGCCCUCACCUUUCAGAAUUAAUCAAUGAAAUGUUACCCCUUUUGUUCGUAAAAUAUUUUGCAUCAUUUUAAUUUUUGUUCUUUACUAUUUGAUUUGGUUUGGUCAACAGACAUGUAGAAUCCAUUGAAGAGCCAGGUUACGCCGCAGUGGACCGGGACGGACGUGUUAUGGGGCCGAGGGUGUUGCCAAUGGGGGCUAACCCGAGUGGUCGUCCUGCAAAUGGGCCCCUUGAUCCUACGGUGCCAUAUGCUUUGCCACAGAAGAGACCCAAACCUAAGAGACCUCGCCGUGAACCAAAUGAGCCAGCGAUUGGUAGGAGGUUUUUUUUAACACAAUAACAUGAUUAUCAAACUUAUCAGCUUGCGGAAUAACAAUAUCAGUAAAAAAAACUACCAAGUAUCGUGGGUUUACAGAAAUAUUAUUUCAAAAGUUUUGUGAGAAAGAAUCUGCUGAUUAACACUUAAACGUUUCGCAUGUGAUGAAUGUAUAAAUGACUCACCUUAAUUCAGUUGGGCGGAUAACUACUCUUUUGAUUGAAAAACAAACUUAUUGGGGGAAGCCUUUAACCAUGUUUCAUUAAUGUACUACAAUUCAAUUAACACGAAACGACUCUGUGAUUAUCAUUAAUAGUAAUUCGCUUAACUCUAAGGUUUAAUUUUUUCCACUUGCACUUCUGGGACAAAAAAAUUUCUUUAAAAUUGUAAUAGCCGUAAUAACAAUUUGCUCGCACGUUUCGCCACCUUAAAGUAGAGUGUAAGAUGCUAAACUAACGCUGUUAAAGUAAAUCGAAAAUUUUUGUUGACGAUUGGCACCUUCAUUGUAAAACUCGGGAAAAGCAUAUUACGUGAUACAGCUCCUUCGGAAUGUGACAUCAUCGGUCUAUCUUCAUGAAAUACCCGGACAGUUUCCGAGUGUUAUGAGCCAAUUAGAGAUUAGUGCCAGCUCUUCGAUGAUGGUACUUUUAAUCAGCGUAAUAUAACGUUUUAACACUCACUUAAACCUUUAGUAAAACUAUUUAAAAAUGUAAAAUUAAAUUUGAAAACAUGCUGUCGUUCAACAGAGAGGCUUCGCCCACCGCCACAGAUGUAUGGGCCUCCAUUCUGGAAAGACUCUUAUAAAGGAUGUUAGUACAAACUUAAAACAAUAACUUAACUUCUUAGUUACUUGUAUUUGAUAAGAUUCAUAAAUUCCUGAAAUCUUCAAGAAAAUGAAGGCAACUUAAUUCUUAAUUUUUUGUUUCAAGAUUUCUGGAAACUACGGGUUGACACACACCCAAAAAAAAAUUAAAUUGAUCUUUUUCGUUUUCGAGAUGAACUGUCAUUCGUGAUAAAGAUAUUUUUGCUUAUGACAGAAGUGUUUGCAUUAAUGUUCAAACCUUGGUUUCUAGCUUUUACCCAGGUAAAGAAAAUCGUGCCUUUGAAGAGUGAGCGAAGAGCAGCAUAGAAAAACUGCGACAAAAUUCUCGAACAUGAGUACUAAGUAUUUCUCGUCAGACUGCAUUCUUCGUUCAGUUCUGAACAGAUGGUCUUGCCCUUGCCUUCAUGUGAGCCAGUUUCAAGCACGCGCUGAAAGUAAUCUUGGAGUGCGUUUAGUUACAGUACUAGUCACAGCAGCGGAAACAUUUCCCUCUCCUUCCUGACAACAACUCAAUAUGAGGGGGGUGACAGGAUGUUUUGAAAAAGUUGAUGUGGGUUGUAAUUUUCAUUUUCCAGAGUGAGAUUCCAGAGUCUUACCUUCCCCACCCUCCUCAAUCAACAAGAUCUAAGACUGCUUCAGAUCACGAUUUGGUUGCUUGCGUUUGUCUCUUUUAAAGUGCUUUCACUUUAAGAUGUCACAGGGUCUUGCGAUGUUUUUCUUCGUUCUGAUUGGCCACUACUAUUGAAGGUAAUCGAAAUACGCUCUCAAGCUGAUAUAGUUUUCUUUUGUUCCAACCACACAGGGCCUCCCCCACAGUACACCCCUGAGGACAGAUCAUUCGAGGACCUCCCAGUGCAUGAUGGCGACGACUUAGAUUUGGAUGAUCCGUCCAAUCUUCCACCGAAUGAGGGGCCCCCAGACCUACCACCCCCUAUGGCUAUGUUGCCUAGCAACCGACCGAUUUCUAAUAAUUAUCAAAACUAUCCCGGUAAGGUUGUCGUCUCACAGCCGACUUUGAAUGAGUGGGAAUGGUACCGUGUAUUAUUUUAUAAGUAUUACAAAAUUGUUAUGAAUGAGAGAGAAUGAUACUGUGUAUUAUUUUAUAGCUAUUACAAAAUUGUUCUGAAUGAGUGGGAAUGAUACUGUGUAUUAUUUUAUAGGUAUUACAAAAUUGUUCUGAAUGAGUGGGAAUGAUACUGUGUAUUAUUUUAUAGGUAUUACAAAAUUGUUAUGACAUGGAUGAUAUCUUCCAAUACUGAUUUGAAUUAAAUAUGUAACUAACAGCAGCCAAGAAAACAAAAACAAAACAAAACAGUGCAGGAAAAUUUAGAUUGUAAAGUUAAAAAUGGAUUUAGAAUGUAACAUACAUAGCUUAUAGAUCUUGUGAAACUUUUCUCAAGUUUGUUUAAUAUUUUCCAUAUUUAACCCUUUGACCCCUGAAAGUGACCAGCCUUGUAAUAAUAAUAAUAAUAAUAAUAAUAAUAAUAAUAAUAAUAAUAAUAAUAACAAUAAUAAUAAUAAUAAUAAUAAUAACAAUAAUAAUAAUAAUAAUAAUCGCCACAGCGGUUUUCAGAGGGGCCCCUGGACCCUUGUCUCCAUUUGGAGAUAAACGUUGCACGAUGUAAAGCGUUUCAAUCUUGAAUUGACUCGUCAUCGUUCACUCGGCCUGUUAAUUUCUAUUUUUGUUAGUCAUGUGGUUGUUGUUGUUUUACUGCUUUGUUUCUUUCCUAAUGGUGUUUCUUUUUUUGAAUGUAGAUGAUGGCCUUCCAGAGCCGCCUAUGUUUUUACGCGACAUUGUUUAUCCACCAGACGGCCACGAUCCUCGCUAUGACUCGGACGGACCUGCGCCUUACCAUCCACCUUCUUCACCGGGACGACAGAGACAGGUACAUACCGGGAGGGUCUGUGCAGGGUGAUAUUCUGUAGUUCUUAAAAAAAAACAACAACAACAUCAACAACAAUUAACCAAGUUAUUUUAAAGAUCCUCUAAAACGAGAGUAUGAAAUGAUACCUCCACUACCCUUGAGUCUCAAGGGGUUUCUGCUUUGGUAAAACCGAACAUCGAUAGAUGUGGCCAGUGUGUGCAUUUCUAGGUUUUCACCUUAUUCAGGUCAUUUUCGAGCAGGUUAUUAAUUGAGUGUUGACUAAGCAAGUUGGAAUUGGUCAGUUUUUCAUUUGAUUAGUUGAGACGGCGGCUCGACUUUUUUUGGACAAAUCACAGAGCGAAGUAAGGCAAAACCAAAGCAAUGUAGGUUCACUUUCGAUACUCAAUCGAAAACUGCUCUCUUCGUGUGGUUAAGCGUGUGUUGUUUUGUUGCUUUAUUCUCUCAGGAACUCUGCUUUGCGUGACAAAUAAUGCAAUGGGAAUCUAAAGAAAAAAUAAAGCAAGAUCAGUUAUGAGACUCUGCUUCAUAGAAGGCAGAAAAUUCACUCUUCUCACAAACAUUUUACGAGAGUUUUCUAAUACUUCCGUUACUUUUUCUUCUAUGUUAUAGCCGUACAUCAAUAUUCAUGGACAACUCGUUAGGCCUCCGUCGCAGGACUCAGACGGUUUCCGGAGACCCGAAUCUUUACGAUCGUCACGAAACACACUCACCCCGGAGCCCGAACUACCUCCAAAUCAAUGGCAACCGCGGGGAUCUGAGCCCGAGGAAAAAGCACCUGAGAUAAAUUACGUCAGUUAUUUGGUUUGAUGAAAAUGGGGUCGUCAUUGAAUACGCGCACACCCUCAAGGACUUCUGAGAGUGGAUUACGAAGAAGCCAAAUAGCGAUAUUCGCGUUGUAUUUUCGACAAGAGAAGAUUACCAAUAUGUAAAAAUUUGCUACAGAAUUUUCAAUAAGGAAAGACUUUUCCGGUCGAGCGAGAAAUGAAACGCGCGCUCGUCGGUGAGUUCACCAAAGGUUGGUGCUUCUUGCUAAGUUGUUCACUUUAGAUAGAAAAUGAAUUACAUUGAGAAAAAAAAAAAGAAUAAGCCUGGUGGUAUAUGUGCGACUGACAAGAAGUGAAACAAACGUUCUCGUGAGUGAACCAUGUCGAAAAAAUAGGGCAUAGAAGUUCCAAAUCUUUUUUAACCUCGAAGGUUAUGCCUACACGAAACGAAGUAACGUUAACUUUGGUACAGUUUAAUUCUGUUGGCCGAAAGUAGUUAAAAACAGAAAGAUAGCCUGCGAUCAGGCCCCUAUUAUUAGUGCUGCAGGACACACGUUUCUCCUCCCGCGAGAAGAUUUGUGAUCACUCGGGGAGAGGUUUGCUGGGGGUCUGGUGCUGGCAGACUUUUUGCUGACUCGUGUAGCUCAAGACCUCAUAAUUUAACGCGGGCUCGUGCUAAAACGUCAAUAAUAAGGGCCCCACUUAUAGGAGCCUGCUCGCAGACUAACAUAAAGACGAUGGUACUUCACGUACGUUGAGAUAAAAUCCAAUGGUCGCCCAUUUGAAUCUCGUCCAUAGUCGAACAAGAGAGCCACGCAACUUAUUUAAAACUGGAAAAUUCAGUCAUCGUCAUCCAGGUUUCAUAAGUCUUCUUAGUUUGCUAGAUAUGUUAAUGUAAAUACAUUUUAAGAAUUCCUUGGCUGUUUCCGUUAACCAGUUAGGUCAAUGUUUCGCCUAUCAAAUGUAGAUUUUACUUAAAGCAGUGCAUCUUUUAUAGGUAGUUAACAUUGUCACAUUUGUUCGUUCAUGUGCUCGCUGUUGAAUUCAGCGUUACGCAUAGUUUCAGUUCCAGGGUACUCCUGUCAGUAAUAACGGAGUCUGGGAACUGGACCAGUCUAAGACUCGUGUAUCUAGUGACAAAAAUUAUGGAGAAACUAGUUUCAGCUUUUGAAUUAUUUUGUAAAACAUGCGAAACAAAUAAAAGCUAAGUUUGGUUUAAUGGGUUUGUGAAUGGUUUUGUAGUAAAGCUAGCCCUCUAAUUCAAUAGUGUAG
Pocillopora meandrina is the source of this 16143-nucleotide messenger RNA. The record is from the annotation of a GenBank genome assembly. NCBI's taxonomy places the organism in Eukaryota, Metazoa, Cnidaria, Anthozoa, Scleractinia, Pocilloporidae.